GCAAGUUUUAUUGUACAAGCAGUAGCUCAAGCAGUCGCAGCAGUAUUUAGUAAGAAGAAAGGAAGAGCAAGAUCAACAUCACUCUCAAGCUCUAGUAGCUCAGAAGCUACUAGUAGCGAAGAUGAAAGUGAGGUGAAAGAUAAAUCGGUUAAAAGAAGAAGAGGUAAAUCGGUUAGUAAAAAGAAAGGUCAGUUAGUAGGAGCACAAGUAGCAGUACUAGCAGGUCUAGUAGCAGUAGCAGCAGUUCAAAACAUGAUGCAAAAGCUGAUUCUGGCUAUUACAAAAAAAUUACUAGGAUAUUGGCACCAUUCUGGUGGGAUUGAAAAAAUUUUAAAACAACAUCAUAAAACGCAGCGUUGGAUAGCAACAAUAAAUGCUAAUCCAAAAUUAAAGGCCUACAAUCGUGCCAGAAUAGAAAAAAAUAGUAAGGUGAAUGAG
This is a messenger RNA of Racocetra fulgida, 438 nucleotides long. Lineage: Eukaryota; Fungi; Glomeromycota; Glomeromycetes; Diversisporales; Gigasporaceae. The record is from the annotation of a GenBank genome assembly.